AAUGGCCGGCGAAGGAGAUGAGUGGCCAGCGAUAGGGAUUGAUCUGGGGACGACGUACUCAUGCGUGGCAGUGUGGCAGCAUGAUCGAGUGGAGAUCAUAGUGAAUGAUCAAGGCAACAGGACGACGCCGUCUCAUGUUGCCUUUACUGACAAAGAGCGCUUGGUUGGUGAAGCAGCCAAGGACCAGAUCGCCAGAAACCCCACUAACUCUAUCUUUGAUGCAAAGCGGUUAAUUGGUAGAAGAUUUAAAGAUUCUUUAGUUCAAAAUGAUAUCAAGCUUUGGCCAUUCAGGGUCAUUGAAGGUUCUACCAAUAAGCCUAUGAUUGUAGCAACUUAUAAGGGUGAAGAGAAGCAUUUUGCUGCCGAGGAAAUUUCAGCCAUGGUCCUUGAAAAGAUGCGUUACAUUGCCGAGGCCUACCUUGGUAGAACCGUGAAAAAUGCUGUAGUCACUGUCCCAGCUUACUUCAAUGACUCACAGCGUAAGGCCACAAAGGAUGCUGGAGACAUUGCAGGACUCAAUGUCAUGCAGAUAAUCAGUGAACCAAUGGCAGCUGCCAUUGGUUACGGUCUUGAAAAUGUGGGCACUGAUAAGAGAAAUGUGUUGAUAUUCGAUUUGGGUGGUGGUACUGCAGAUGUCUCACUACUUACCAUUAAUGAUGGUACUUUUAAAGUGAAAGCUGUCGCGGGAGACACUCACCUCGGAGGUGAGGACUUUGACAACAUGAUGUUAAAGCACUUUGUUGAAGUAUUUAAGAGACAAUACAAGGAAGACAUUAGUGGAAAUCCUAGAGCUCUGAGGAGGUUGAAAACUGCUUGUGAGAGAGUAAAGAGGAUUCUUUCUUCUGCAACUGAGACUACCAUUGAAGUUGAUUCUUUAUACAAUGGUAUUGAUUUCUACUCAAUUAUUACCCGUGCAAGAUUUGAGGAACUUAAUAUGGACUUGUUUAGAAAGUCUAUUGAGCUUGUGAAGAAAUGUCUGAGUGAUGCUAAGAUGGACAAGAGAGGAGUAGAUGAUGUCGUUCUUACUGGUGGUUCUUCUAGAAUUCUCAAGCUUAACAAGAGCAUCAACCCAGAUGAAGCUGUGGCUUAUGGAGCCGCUAUUCAAGCUGCAAAGAUGGCUGGUAAGGGUAGUAGGAAAGUUCAACAGAUUGUGCUCAUGGAUGUCAACCCUCUAUCCCUUGGAGUGGAGUUAAUCGGAGGUGAGAUGUCUGUUGUGAUUCCGAGGAAUACAGUCAUUCCCACCAAGAUGGAGAAUAACUACACCACCUCCUAUGACAACCAAACUGCUGUUUUGUUUCCAAUUUACGAGGGUGAGAGAGCGAGAGCUGUGGAUAACAACUGGUUGGGAGAAUUUAGGCUUUCCCCCAUUCUUGCAGCACCCAAGGGUGUCGCUAAUAUGAAAGUAUGGUUUGAGAUAGAUGUUAAUGGUAUCUUGAAUGUUUCUGCUGUGGAGGAGACCACUGGUGUAAGUUGCAAGAUCACCAUCACCGAUUACAAGGCGAAACGGUCCAAAGAAGAGAUUGAUAAGAGAAAACAAGCCCUGGAGAAAACAAACAAUUGA
Molecule: messenger RNA, 1561 nt
Organism: Corylus avellana
Lineage: Eukaryota; Viridiplantae; Streptophyta; Magnoliopsida; Fagales; Betulaceae
Source: RefSeq, a predicted model, not a curated record